GAGGGGAAGGGAAGCACGUCGCAGCUCGGUACCGCCCCUUUUCGACCCCGGCAAACAUCCGCUUCCGGUUUCCAGACUUCAGUGGCGGUGCGCCGGCCCCGAGGGCCUCGCCCGAGAUGGACAGCCGGAUUCCUUACGAUGACUACCCAGUGGUUUUUCUGCCUGCCUAUGAGAAUCCCCCAGCGUGGAUUCCACCUCAUGAGAGAGUAUACCACCCAGACUACAACAAUGAGCUGACCCAGUUUCUGCCCCGAAUCGUCACACUGAAGAAGCCUCCUGGAGCUCAGUUGGGAUUUAACAUCCGAGGAGGAAAGGCCUCACAGCUAGGUAUCUUCAUCUCCAAGGUGAUUCCUGACUCUGAUGCGCAUCGGGCAGGACUUCAGGAAGGCGACCAAGUACUGGCUGUGAAUGAUGUGGAUUUCCAGGAUAUUGAGCACAGCAAGGCUGUGGAGAUACUGAAGACAGCCCGUGAAAUCAGCAUGCGUGUCCGCUUCUUUCCCUAUAAUUAUCAUCGCCAAAAAGAGAGGACUGUGCACUAGAGUGUUGCAUCCCACAGCCCUCCAUGUGGAAUCUGCCAGGAUCAGCUGGCCAGGCCCAAAGGAAGCCACCUGAGACAUUCGCUCAGCCCCUUCCUGGCAUAGUGCAGUAGGGACGUGGCAGACAGUGAGCCAACUAUGUCACUCAAGCUGUACCACACUUUUAGUUCCCUAGUUUGUUAGGUGAACUUCAUUCCCUGAAGGGAAGAGGAUGGUGGUGUUUAGGUAGAACCUAGCCUGUAGGGGACCCAGCUAGCAAAGGCAACUGACAGUUUUUUGUUAGAUACCAUGUGCUAGGACUUGCACGGGUCCUGUCAUUUUAAUUAAAGAAAUUAGGAAAAGAAUCUUGGGGACCUUCCAUCUGGCUUGCCUGGCCAUCUCAUCCUGUCCUUGUACUGCCAGAGGUCUCAGACACUUGAGAGACUCCCAUGAGACACUGGCCCCUUCUCUUCCUGUUCUUGCAGAAAAAAAAAGUAAAACACAGUGUUGAAGAAA
Molecule: messenger RNA, 1031 nt
Organism: Lepus europaeus (European hare)
Lineage: Eukaryota; Metazoa; Chordata; Mammalia; Lagomorpha; Leporidae
Gene: PDZD11
Product: PDZ domain containing 11
Exons: 7
Coding region: 117-539 (140 amino acids)
Biological process (GO): maintenance of epithelial cell apical/basal polarity; protein localization to basolateral plasma membrane; neurotransmitter secretion
Cellular component (GO): basolateral plasma membrane; cell-cell junction; synapse
Molecular function (GO): protein binding
Source: RefSeq, a predicted model, not a curated record